UCUUCAAUGGGAUGGGACCCGGCAGAGAAACAGGAACAAGUGUUCCACGCAGACGCUCGGUUCGUCCUUGUGAGGGAGCCCCCAGCCGCGCCUGGAAAUGGGACUGCCCCUGGUCAGAUCAUUGCAUGUUGUGUAUUUCGGUUCGAGCGAGAAGAGGGCCAGAAUGUGUUGUAUUGCUACGAGCUGCAACUAUUGGAGUCUGCGCGGAGGAACGGACUCGGCAGGCUCCUCAUGCAAUGCCUGGUAGAUAUAGGCCGUAGAUGGCGAAUGAGCAAGAUCAUGUUGACCGUCCUGAGAGGUAUAUUUGCUUACCCCGCAUGUUUGCCAAUAGACUAA
Messenger RNA from Heterobasidion irregulare TC 32-1, 336 nucleotides. RefSeq lists its product as uncharacterized. The record is from RefSeq and is a predicted model, not a curated record. The transcript is spliced from 2 exons. Gene Ontology annotation, cellular component: nucleus. Gene Ontology annotation, molecular function: histone H2A acetyltransferase activity; protein N-terminal-serine acetyltransferase activity; histone H4 acetyltransferase activity. The annotation marks the transcript as partial. NCBI's taxonomy places the organism in Eukaryota, Fungi, Basidiomycota, Agaricomycetes, Russulales, Bondarzewiaceae.